CGUGACGACCCUAGCGCAAAUCAGAUCUAUGCUCAAUUUUUUGUUUGUUUGCAAACAAUUUGCAUUGCUGUCAACAUAACAGUACUUUAAACGUUAAAAAUCAAUUUAGUCGAAGCAUUUUUUAAGUUAUUCAAUUUCUUCGCAUUGCAGAUGCUUAGCGAGAUAAUACUAUAAUUCUAAACAAUAAUUCGGUGCAUCGCUCCGUGCUCUCAAUAUUCCCAAGUUCAAGUUCAAGAUGGUAUAUUUAGAGAAUGAAAAAACGCAUUUACCACAUAGCAGUUUAUAUGAUCGCGUCAAGAAGCUGCUGGUAUCUUUCGAAUGGAGUGAUUGUGGAUUUACUGUUCUUGGAAAAACUAUUAAAGCUCACAAAUUAAUAUUAGGAAUAAGCAGUCCAGUAUUUGAAGCUAUGUUUUAUGGCCCCAUGUCUAAAGACGAAAAUAUUGAGGUCACAGAUAUACAGCCUGAUAUAUUUCAACUUAUGGUAAAUUACAUUUAUACUGAUAAUGUAGAAAUAUCGAACAUUGAACAAGCAUUUGAAUUGUUAUAUGCAUCAAGAAAAUAUUUAUUGGAACAUUUAACAGAAAUAUGCAUUACCUACAUAAAGGCCAACUUAAGUGUUGACAAUGUCAUUGAAGUGUUAAAUUACCCAGACUAUAUGCAUGGCAAACAACUGAUCAGUUAUUCAUUGAAGCUAUUUGGUGUACAUGCAAGUUACUUGUUACAGGAAAAAAAGAAUCUUAUGACCCAUUUGUGUAUGAAGGCUAUACUUGAAACUGAUCACAUGAAUGUUAGUGAAAAAGAACUGAUCAAACAUGUUUUUGAAUGGUCUGCACAUUUAUGUGACCAGAACAGUUUACCAGCUACAUUAGAGAAUAGGUAUAAUUUAUUAAAAAAAUAUGGAAUUUUUAAACUGUUGAGAUUUUCUACAUUAAAUCUGGAUGAAUUAGAUGAAAUUAUUUGUGACAAAAAUAGCCUGCUCUCGCCACCUGAGACCGAAAGUAUCAGGAAACAAAUAAAAGAAUCAUGCAAUGUUAGCACCACAGAAAUUGUAACACCAGUGGGAUCAAGCAACAUCAUACCAAGAAAUUCAUUGACACUUCGAUGGCAUAGAUGUUUUCGUAGCCCUUUAAGGUCUAUGGCUCCCAUUAUAAUAGAUUCCAACAAUUAUGCCAUACAUUGCAGGUUAAAAGCAAGUAAAUCUGUAUUUAUAAAUUCUCUGUGUGUACCACCCAGGAUGGAGCCCAUAAUUUAUGUAUUUAAUAAGACAAAAGCAUAUUCCGAACAAUUAUCAGUAUCAAUCAUGUGUGAAUCUGACAACAGUAUUAUAAAAUAUACAAAUUUUAUGAACACAGUUGAAUACUAUGCUUCUGUCAUUGACAUAGAACUAAAGGAACCAUGUUUCAUUGAAAAAGAUAAAUGGUACAAAAUAAGUUUUGUGUGGCCUCAUAAUAGAUUACCAACAUACUCAUACUUUGUGGAAUUUAGAGACAAAUUUUUAAUGUUUUAUGGGGACAAUGUAAAAUUCGAAUUUGAUGACUUGCCCCUAAGUGCAGGAAAUGGUGGUAGCUUCUUGGCAGGAUUAAAAUUUUGUUUGUAAUACUUGUGCCAUAGAAUGCAAAACUUUUUUUUUAUAUAAAACAAUUUAUAUUCUUAUAUAAAUAUAUAAGGAUUUCAGUUGAAAUUUUUAUAAAAAUGUGUUGAAAAUGGAACAAAAAUCUAUAAUAUGUAAUGAAUGAUAAAAGUAUACUUAAUAUGAAUAAAAUUAAAAUAAAAAAAAGGUUUGGGUCUGUGAUUUUAAAUGACAAACUAUUUAAAAUGUUAAUGUUAUGAAUAUCAUGAUGAAAGUGGAAAAUGACCAGUAAAAAGUCUCCACACAUGGCUAUAAACUAAUAUGAACACUAACACCAUUUUAGUUGUUUAAGUUUAUGACGUAUUGUAAUUUAUUUCAGCAAUAAAUAAAUUAUUUAUUUGCCAAA
This is a messenger RNA of Manduca sexta (tobacco hornworm), 1976 nucleotides long. Its product is annotated as BTB/POZ domain-containing protein 6-A. Gene Ontology annotation, biological process: neurogenesis. Gene Ontology annotation, molecular function: protein binding. Gene Ontology annotation, cellular component: cytosol; P-body. The coding region runs from base 236 to 1597 and encodes 453 amino acids. The transcript has 2 exons. The record is from RefSeq and is a predicted model, not a curated record. Lineage: Eukaryota; Metazoa; Arthropoda; Insecta; Lepidoptera; Sphingidae.